This is a messenger RNA of Theileria parva strain Muguga, 608 nucleotides long. RefSeq names its product RNA polymerase Rpb4 family protein. NCBI's taxonomy places the organism in Eukaryota, Apicomplexa, Aconoidasida, Piroplasmida, Theileriidae. Gene Ontology annotation, molecular function: nucleotide binding; translation initiation factor binding. Gene Ontology annotation, biological process: positive regulation of translational initiation; nuclear-transcribed mRNA catabolic process, deadenylation-dependent decay; mRNA export from nucleus in response to heat stress. Bases 174 to 566 code for a protein of 130 amino acids. The record is from RefSeq and is a predicted model, not a curated record. Gene Ontology annotation, cellular component: RNA polymerase II, core complex; P-body. The transcript is spliced from 3 exons.
UGUUAUAUUACAAUGAUUAUAUUCAUGUUAUUUACAACCAAUCGCAGUUAAUUAUGUAAUUUUUAUAUAUAUAUUUUUAACCACUUUUAAAUAUAAUAUUUUUUUAAAGUUUAUAGUAUUUUGUUCAGUAAUUUCACAGUUUCCUUUAUUUUUAAUACAUUAUCUUCCGAAACAUGGAAUCUUAUAAUUUUGACCCUACCAAAUUUGAUUUGGACCCUGAAUUUAAAAAUUCUAAGUGUUUAAACCUUUGUGAGCUUCACUUAAUUCUCGGCGAUCAGCUCAGACUUCAUCACAACAGGAACGAUACAGCUGUACAAUUUAUUAAAACAUCCCAUGAAUAUGCUAGUCGGUUUGCUAUUUUAAAGUGUCGUAACGCCAUCGUCGACAUCAGAACCACGAUUGAGCGUGAUGGGCUUCUACACGAGUUUGAAAUGGCAAGUCUGGUCAAUUUACUCCCCAAAUCUGCUGACGAGGCUAAAUCUCUAAUUCCCUCUUUAUGCAGAAUUCCCGAUGACAAGAUAAAUAAAAUCUUGGAACUACUAGAGAGUUACAGGAUACAAUCUUAACCUGCUUAUUACUGAUGUAGCUAUAAAUUUAUUAUCGAUUCA